UUCUCGCGAGACUUGUCCCGGCCGGCGCGGCGAGGCCGAGGCGCUCCGGGCCCUUUUGAAACCCAGCGGUAGCGGGGCUGUGGCCCGGCCACGAAAUGGCGGAGAACGACAAGCCCGAGGCGGCGCCCGCCGCGCCGCAGCGCGGAGCCGAGGAGGCCGCUGCCGCCGGCCGUCCGCUGCAGCAACAACCACCGCAGCAGCAGCAGCAACAGCCGCCACCGCAACAGCAGCCGCCGCGGGAUGAGGAGGCGGCGGCAGCAGCAGCGCCAGCGGCGGUGACCGAGAGCAGCGGAGGCAGCGCUAAUGGCGUCAAAAUGGGUAAUGAUGAGACAGCAAAAGAAGAGAAAGCACCUGCUAAAGAAAAGUAUGUUGCAAAACCGAAGGCAAUCCCUUCUCUUGGAAACAAGAAUAGAUUCCACCCCUAUUCAAAGGACAAGAAUGCAGGCACUGGAGAGAAGAAGGCUAUUAAUCGUAAUAGAGUUUUUAUUAGCAACAUCCCAUAUGACAUGAAAUGGCAAGCUAUUAAAGAUCUUAUGCGAGAGAAAGUUGGUGAGGUUACAUACGUGGAGCUGUUUAAGGAUGCUGAAGGAAAAUCAAGGGGUUGUGGUGUGGUUGAAUUCAAAGAUGAAGAAUUUGUUAAGAAAGCGUUGGACACUAUGAACAAAUACGAUCUUAGUGGAAGACCCCUGAAUAUUAAAGAGGAUCCUGAAGGUGAACAUGCUCGUAGGGCAUUACAGCGUGGAGGAGGACAGUUUCCAGCAGGACAUGGACCUGAUGUGGCACCUGGAAUAAUGAAUUUACCACCUUCUAUUCUCAAUAAUCCGAACAUUCCUCCUGAGGUUAUCAGUAACUUGCAGGGAGGCAGGCUUGGGUCCACUAUUUUUGUUGCUAAUCUUGACUUUAAAGUUGGCUGGAAGAAACUGAAGGAGGUGUUCAGCAUUGCUGGAACUGUAAAGCGUGCAGACAUCAAAGAAGAUAAGGAUGGCAAGAGUCGAGGGAUGGGAACAGUUACCUUUGAACAAGCAAUCGAAGCUGUUCAAGCAAUAUCUAUGUUCAAUGGACAAUUCCUGUUCGAUAGACCUAUGCAUGUAAAAAUGGAUGACAAAUCAGUUCCUCAUGAAGACUUCCGUGUUGCAGACAGCAAAACUUCACAAUUGCCUCGUGGUCUUGGUGGUAUUGGUAUGGGACUUGGACCAGGUGGACAGCCCAUCAGUGCAACACAACUGAGCAUGGGCGGUGGAAUGGGGAGCAUGGGUCCAGGAGGUAUGGGAAUAGACGGUCCAGGAUUUGGCGGAAUGAACAGAAUGGGAGGCGGACUUGCUGGACUUCGUGGAAUGGAAGGAAUGCCUAAUAUGGGAGGAUUUGGAGUUAACCGAAUGGGAGAGAUGUUCCGUGGUGGAAUGGGAGGAAACAUGGACAGAGAAUUUGGUCGUGGUGAAAUGGCUUUGAACCGUGGUUUUGGAGAUUCUUUUGGAAGGAUGGGUGGUGCAAUGAUUGGUGUUUUUGCAGGAGGAAUGGGAGCACCUAGCAUGGGCCCAGUAAGAUCUGGAAUGAGUGGUGGAAUGGGUGGCAUGAACAGUAUGCCCGGAGGAAUGGGAAUGGAUCGGAUGAGUUCUGGUUUUGAUCGAAUGGGACCAGCUAUGGGUGGAGGCUUGGACAGGAACAUCGAUAUUGAUCGAGGAUUUGUGCCUGGGCCAAUGGGAAGUGGCAUGAGAGAGAGAUUAAGCAAUAAAGGCAACCAGAUAUUUGUGAGAAAUCUUCCUUUUGACUUGACCUGGCAGAAGCUAAAGGAGAAAUUCAGUCAGUGUGGUCAUGUAAUGUUUGCAGAAAUAAAAAUGGAGAAUGGAAAAUCAAAGGGCUGUGGAACAGUCAGAUUUGACUCACCAGAAUCUGCUGAAAAGGCCUGUAGGAUAAUGAACGGCAUAAAAAUCAGUGGCAGAGAAAUUGAUGUACGCUUGGAUCGCAAUGCAUAAUUUAAAACUUUGUGUUCAGGAUCAUUCCUAUGUCUGUUUAGCUUCUCUAUCCUAGUAAGUCAUUUUUAGUAACAUUGUAUGCUUACAAAAGCUGUAAAAAGGAACUUUUAAAUCCCACCAGCCUUUAACAGUAUAGUGUUUAAUAUACUGUGAUACUUGUUAACUGAAUCUUACGAUGUUUGGUUUUUAAAGACAAUUUGCCUGAUUUUUGUUGUUUUUUUAGAGGCACUGAGCACCUGCAGGUCCCUGCAGGCUGUGGAAGCUUUGGAUGCUCAGUGCCUUUGGAAAAUUAGGCCAAGUGUCUCUAGUCAUUCAGUUUAAAUGAAUGGUUAUACUGUUUUUAAUAAAAUAAGCCAUUUUCUCUGUUAAUCUCAAGAUUGCAUAGUGGGGUUUGUUUAGUGUCUUCUCAUUUUUACUCCCCCCUCCCCCUCCCCCCAGUGUGUAUCAACAUUGUAAUAUAAAAACUAGAUGUCUUUUUUUCCUUUUUCCCAGAAUUUUGGUUUUACAUGUGUGUUGUCGUCAUACUGUAAUUCUUGACUCUAAAAGAAAGGGCUCCAAUUAGGCUGUGAUGUUUUUGUUCUACUUAAUAUUACUUUAAUGACAUGACUUAAUUCUGUAAAUAAGAUUUAGAGCCCAAUGGGAGUUAGGAUUUUUUUUUUAUUAUUAUUUUGACUAAAUGAAGAAACUGAUCUUUAUCUUCUUUUAUUUUUUUUUUAUCAGUAUAAUCACUGAUUAAAACUAGUUACCACAGACCCUUGUAGGAUUGUUCCCUAUGAUGCCAAGUUCAUAUAAAAUUGAUAAUACAGUAAAUACUAAGUAUAGUGCAAGACAGAUUGCUCCCAAUUUUUUAUCUAUUUUCCAGCCAUUCAGGUGAACUGCCAGAAAAAUAAAAACAACAGAACAGAUAAGAGAAAUGGCUGUGUAUGUCAAACCACUGCUGUUCACUUCUAUGGGUCCUGAUGUAUUUAUGAAGGCAGUUCUCAUAAACCAGGGUAUUCCCAAACAGAGCAUAUCAAAUACGUUGGAUCCUACAAUGUUAGACAUAGCCAUAUCUCCAUUUCCUGCAAAAAAAAAAUACAAAUAAGUCUGUGUAAUUGUAUUGUACUGUACAAAAUUGCCAAACUGUUUUGGAGGAACAGACUGUCAGCCCUCAGUUUCUCACAGAGCACCCUUUUCAGACUUUUCAUUCGAAGAACUGUAGUCAUGAUUCUGCAAAACAUGGUUUUGGGUACCACAAGCAUUAAAAAGGUCUCCCUAAAUCACCAGCAUCUGCACAGUUGCACUUAAAAUAAGCUAGACAGUCUAUUGUAAAGUCCAGUCAUGUUAAAAAUCCCAAGACCAACAGUUGUGUUUUGCAGUAAAAGUGUAACACUUCAUCAACAACAAAUCAUACCAAUCUGGAAUACUUCUCUGAGAUACUCUGAGAGGUUUUUAAAUGUCUGAGCCACAGCUGCUUCAGGUAAGCUAUUUAUUUAUUAGUAAACUUUAGCUCUAGAAUCUGGAGCAAAACUUUGAAGUUACUUCUUGAAUUUCUGGAAGUGCUGACUCAAAAUUUUUCAUAGUAACUUUUAAACACAUCCAUUGAAAUGAGUCUGAAUACUAAAAUCUUUACCUUUUCUAGCCACCAGCACACUUGCAACUGUAUCUGGUACACUUGUUCCUGCUGCUAGUAAUGUGAGACCCAUUACUGACUCUGGAAUUCCCAGUGUUUCACCUGCAGUUGAUAAAUAACAUUAGAAAAUGCAAGUAUGUUUUUAGUUUAAGUUUCAUCCAAAGAAAUUGCUUUGGACUUCGUUUGCUGGAGAAAGAAUUAGUAAUCAUACAGUAAUUUUAAAAGGAAUGUGUCAGUUAGUUGACUAAAUAGGAAGUGACUGAACCAUGAAGUAGUUAGGAACAACAACAAAGAAAUAGCAUCCUGUCCAUGUUCUUCAAUGAAAUAAUAAAGGAAUUGUAGUGUAGUAACCAUCUUGCUUAACAAGUGUCUCGAAGACCUGAGUGGAAUGUCUCCAGUGGUCAAGACAAUACCAAUUACAAAUUUUCUAUUUUGGGUACAGUAGAAUUUUAAAUAUCCAACAAUUUACUCUUCCCCCCCCCCCCAACUUCUAGAAAACACAAUAAUUUUCUGGUUUUGGGCAUAUUGUGAUUAGUGCUUAAAAGUCUUAGGAAGCAAUAACUCUUUACAGUCACCCUCUUUAAAGUGGUGGGGAAAAAAGCACAUGGAUUUUCUUGGGGGAGGGUCAUUAAGAUCAUUGCUAUGAUCCUGUCGCAACUACAUGGCUUUACCAUUUCACUCCAGUUAGGUUUUUUGUUGGAUUUGGAAGAAUCAUAAUGCAGAAUUUUUAUGACUUUUAAAUGCAAGUUAUCCUUUACAAGUGUGAGUUUCUUUAGAUAAAUACUUGCUUAAAUUAAGAAAAGUUUUAAGUUAUUACUAAACCAGCAGCUUAUUUUCCCCACCUUCUUUUUUUUUUUCAGCCCCACAUGUCCUGUAAGCAUAUUAACUUCUCACUUCAAAUACAGGGAUUCAGCUCUUCAAAACUGUUUUAGCAGUUGUACUGUUCACAAGCAUCAAUGUGCUGAAGUGUUUGAUACCUCUAUUCAAACUAUUAAGUAAUUAGUUUUUCUUAAACUUUUUUGUUCACUAAAAGCAUCUUGAUACAUUUUUCUUUUAGGAUGUGGGGGUUGGAGGUUGAAAUUGAAUUCUUACUUGCAAUAUGUGGACCCUAAUAAGAACAGUUUUCUUAAAGUAAGAGGCAGUGCUUGGGAGCUAGGUCAGCAAUGCUUGCCUGUACCUACCAGCUUAGUCUGGGUCACUUAAAUAGAUUUUUGUUUGAAACUGUUGGUUCAGAGGGACUGAUGCGAUCCUGUUGCAGAAUGUGUACUGGUAUUUAUUCUCCCAUCACUCCUAAUUUAAGAGAUUUAUAGGAUGAGGGACCAACAAGAUCAGCUUUUAUAAACCAUCCAAGUGGAAAAUAAUGCUUCAUGCCAAGCAAACCAAUGUGAAAUAUGAAUGAACCCUCCAUGUUGUACCCAGCAGUGCUUUCUAGCCCUCUGAAGGUUAUAAAUAGAAUCUAAACUCAGGUGAAUCUAAAUCUUUCUUUUUAUUUUAGAUUUAUCUUUAUUUAAUGUGAAGGGUUGUUUGGUUUUUUUUCUGGCAACUGACAUAAAGAGAGAAUGGUUUUAUUUUUCUAGCCUUUAGUUAAUUUUAUAUAUUAGUAGCAAUAUCUUUGUAGAAGUAGUACUCCUUUGUGGGUUUUUUUGCUAGCAACAGAAUAGUUACUAAGGUUUGUUCUUGGAUCAAAAUUCAGUCCCUAGUUACAAUACCUUUGUGACAUUCUGAUAGGCGGUUAUGCCACAAUAGAAUCUUUGAGUCACUCUUCAUGAAAGAACCUGGACUUGAAUAGAAUGUGUGUAACUUAGUGUUUUAACAUGUAAAUAGAAUAUAUUGGACCUAGAAGUAGUGGGCCAAAGACCCCAAUACUGCUUGCGAUGACUGUUCAAAGGGGACUAACACUAAUACACAAUCCGAAUCUCUAGUGUACCUGCUUUCCCAUGGAUUAGUGCUUUGUCUUGUAGCACAGCAAUAACUUUCAUUUGAAUCUGGUUUCGAAGGCUUCUAGCGUUCAGACUGUAAAACUUUGCUCUUUAGAUACAAGUGGAAAAUUAUUUGACCAGGGAGUGAACCUGGUGGGUGUUAUAUCCAGUGACCUGCUAGUAAUUUCUCAAAGGUUUACCAAAUGUGUCUGUUUCUGCACUGAACAAGGAGUUAUUCAUUGAACUUAAGUUGAAAACAAGUUUAGGAUGCUGAACCAGCAGAAUACUUGAGUAGGAUUAGUAAGCUAUAAUGUGGAAAUAGCACUUUGUAGCCUUUCUUUCUUGUUUAGAGAUUUAUUUUCUGCUUCCUCUUAAAAUUAAAAACUGGAUUUUUUUCCAAGCUGGCUGGAGAAACAAUGAAACGAGGAGAUCUUUAAUACCUUAAGAUACCUUUAAGAGAAUGUUUUUACACAGAAGUUUUCCUACCCCUUACCUCACUCCAAUGCAGUUCUUUACUACUUCACUUUAUGAUGAAGAUUUGUAAGAGGUAUACAUACACACCAAAAAUGUUUAAUACACCUGUGAUGCUAUAGUUGAAAUAAAAUAGUACAAAAAUGUGGGAGAUGUUUUUGGCAGUUAAUGCCAAAUCUCUAACUGUAGUGCUCAAGAAAAAUACAGGUAUAGAAAUAAUGGUUCUUUUACAGAACUCUGUACCUUUAAUUCCAGUCUUGGUGGAUUACUUGUCAGACUUCAGCUUGACAAGUCUAUUUCUGUGUAUCUAAUCGUUUCACUUAAUGAAGAAGUUUUAUGAACCUGUCUCUUGCUAAAUUUAGGCUGGGUUUUUUUGUAGCUAUAUAAACAAAUUCUCAUUCAUGUGCUGGUAAACAGUCUGAAACAGCUAAACUCUAAAGUGGUUUUCAUUAGAUGGAAGAAGGUGGCAUGUUAAGCAGUCAAACGUGUUUUUGUUGGGUUUGUUGUGUUUUUAUAGCAAAGUAUGUGUUGCUAAACUGACUGUUAAUUGUGGAAAGGAAAACUCUUCACAAGGGGAAAACUGUUUUUUUCAGUGACUCUUGAUUGGUUGAGUCUGUAGAGCAGCAGCAGUUCAGGUACCUACCUGCUAUUGUUAUCAUCCAUACAAGGACAUAAGUUAUGGCAGAAAUCCAUGCUGCUGAAAUUAAAAAUGUCACCAUGAACCAGUUCCUCCAAAACUGUCUUCUGCAAUCUGGUAUAGUCAAAUAGAGUAGUGUAAUAAUAGGAAGGGAUAACACCCACACAAUUCUCUUCAUAUCUGCUUCAGGCAUGGUGAAGACACUUGGAUGAUCUGUUGAGGAAAAACGCUAUUUUAAAUUGUAGCAUGGUUUGAAUCCAUAGCAUAGUCAUGUUACCGGCAUCUACUUGUGAGAAUACUGAAAACAGGUUAAAAAUACGUGAAGUUCAAGCUGUAGUCUUACAGAAUACCUGCAUGACACUGGACAAAACUCUGAAAUCAGAUGUUCUUUGUUACCAUGUCAAGUAGGGGAGAAACAAGGUGGGUGAACUUUUCUAUAAAGGUUUACACAAAAGGUUUACCAAAGUAAGUACCAACUGCUGGUUUUUGCCUAAGUGAAGAGGAAACUGGUGAUCUGUAGCCACAUCAUAGCUAUUUCCAUACUUCUGAUGUCAUGCAUGUUUUGGGCUAUGAACCUGCCAUUGUCAUAAGAAAACAGUGUGAGUAUGGUACCAGUGUGUCUUUUGGCAUUUUACAAGCAGCAUUGCUGGGAAGUUUCAAAUGUGCACAGCAAAGACUGAUGGAAGUCUGCUGUUCCAAUAUGACACAAAUGAGUGACUAUCUUAGCAUUCCUCUAGCAACUAACUUCAUUUAAAUACCACCACUCUGAUUUUCCUUGAUGUUAUGUUCCAGGGAAGAAUAAUGCUUUACUUAAAUACUAUGCUGGAGUUCUUUUGUGAACAAAAUCUUAAUGCUAUCACAGAAUCUGCUCUUUACUAGAAAUGAUGCAGACAGGCAUGCAGAGUAUAAGAGACAACUGUAAUAAUACUUCUACCUUCAGAGAUUUCAUCAAGCCCAUGCAAGCUUGUUGAAAGCUGAGAGUAGUCCAGCUCAUCUUGAAAAAUGCCACUAUCUGUUCUUGACUGUUGACGGAUUAGAGGUCCACUCUCUUCCCUCCAGCCAACCAAUGGCUGCUGCUCAGCAUUCUCUUCCAUAGCUUUUGUAAAACACACACAGCAGGGACUGAACUUUUUCAUGAGGUAUUGGUUGAUUUUAAUGUCAAAACAUAGUACCAGAAUGUAACACCCGUAUAUCAGUAAUAAGGAUGCACUUUCAUACCUAGAAUGAAAAACAGGUUUUACAUAACAUGUAGUAUAAAAACCCCACAACUGUUUGACUCAUUAAAAUGGCUGGUGUAAGGAGAGAGAAAAUUUGUGUGAGUGGCAAAAGGAAAACACCCAAAACAUCUGUUUGCAGUUGUAUGGCUGAUGUCAUGAAAGUUCAUGAGUGUCCCCAUGUCUUUCAGCAGUUCGAUUAAUUCCACUGCCCUGCAGAAUCUUGUUUGUAUAUUGUAUAGCUGCCUGUCUUCCAGGGGAUCUUACUGAACCAACAUCUUACUGAUGUUUGUGAAACUGACUCUUCAGGUGGUGGUUAAAGAGGGGAUAGUAUGUGCUGUUCUGAGUUAAAAACAGCAGAGACUUUGUGCUGGACGUGACUGAGUUGUUGAGGCAACAGGAGUUUCAGUGUUCAUGGAAGAGAGUUAAACCUCGGAAGCUCACGAUCUGCUUCUGGCAGAUAAAGGCUCAAAAGGAGUAAACUAUGAACACUAAUUGCUACGCCAAAAUAGUGGUGGUAGAAAUUGUGAAGUCUCUACAGACAAACCUAUGCAGAUCAAACUUUAUAAAUAUGCAGGGUUUGAAUGUUUAGGUAAUAAUCUUUAUAAGCAUUGUGACUUUCUUGGUUGUGCUUUGGUUUUGUUUUUUAAGCCAACAGGAUGUUUAUUUGUUAGAGAGUGGCAGUUCAGGCUACUUGAAGUUUGGGGCUUAGGUUUUUUUGUUUGUUUUUCAAACCACUGUCUCACUAAUCUCCAGUCAACAUGAAUUCAAUACUACUUGUGCUCUUACCAGUAAAUUCUGUUGUCAGAUAUCAUCGCAAGGACCGCUGCCACGCUAAUUGUGUAUGCCAGGCAGUCUCUAAACAGCGGCCAACAGGAUAGCUUCGAAACCUGCAGAACACAGAUUCAUUUACUUUUCUUAAAUUCGUCUGUAAUACUUUCACUAAGUGCUGUAAAUGCUGCAUCAAUAUGUUGUUUCUAUAUAAUGUAAAAAUUUAAGAUUCUUAGGAAUGACUUGAGUAUGAUAUUUAACAAGUUAGUGUUUUUAAAAACUUUCAUAGCAAGUUACCUUAAAACUGAUUACAUGCUGGUUUUGCUACUAAAUAAUAAACUUGGCAGUUGUCAUAGUAA
Molecule: messenger RNA, 8956 nt
Organism: Strigops habroptila (Kakapo)
Lineage: Eukaryota; Metazoa; Chordata; Aves; Psittaciformes; Psittacidae
Gene: MYEF2
Product: myelin expression factor 2
Exons: 17
Coding region: 96-1973 (625 amino acids)
Biological process (GO): regulation of mRNA stability involved in response to oxidative stress
Cellular component (GO): post-mRNA release spliceosomal complex; nucleus; cytoplasm
Molecular function (GO): mRNA binding
Source: RefSeq, a predicted model, not a curated record